UACAAAAACCUUGAGGCGAUCACCACAUGUGCACCACCACCCAACCCCGCCAUGGACGGCGGAGCAAAGUCAUCGGACAGAUUCCUCAGGGCUCUAUUGGAUCGAUUCGAGAGCCUGGAGGCCAGCCACGAGAAGCUCAAAGAGCAGUUCCAAGUUGUCGUGCACGAGAAGGCAGAGAGGGAGUCGCCGCCAGAUUCCGGCGGCUCGAGGCGGUAUCCUGGCUGGGGCGACAUGCCGGGGGCCUACUUCGCUGAGAGCCCGUACAGGAGAGUGCUGGAGUACAUGGGUCAUGCACUCCACGUCAGCAGAGCUGGCUCCGACGAGAUCAUUUAUUGGAAUUGCGCAGCUGAAAAAUUGUUUGGGUAUAAAGACUAUGAAGUAAUAGGACAGGGAGCGGUUGAACUACUUUUUGAUGAAGAGCAUCAUAAUUUAGUUCUGACAAUCAUGGAGAGAAUGAGAAUUGGAGAAUCAUGGUCAGGGCAACUCCCUCUCAGGAAGCGAUCUGGUCAAAGUUUCAUCGCGCUAGUUACACUGAGCCCACUGUAUGAGGAUGGUGAGAUUGCCGGAAUAGUUACCGUAUCAAGUGAUGCUGCUGUAUUUAAUAAGACAAACUCAGGAAAUAUGAGAACACGUCAAGAUAAGGCUAAUGAACAAUCUAAAUUUCCUAGAAUAAAUUUGAAGAACAUCUCGUGGCAUCAGCGGCCACAAAUAGCAGGAGUGCCCCACCUUGCAUCUUCUGUUUCGAAUUUGGCCUCAAAAGUUUUAUCUCGGACACGAGGGAAUGUUCCCUCCUCCUCUGAUACAUAUAGAAGUGCAAGAGAUGGCGAGGAAGCUGAAGCAGAAAGUCAAGACACAAGAGCCGAUAGACCACCAAGAGCCCCUAUUACUAAGGGUGCUUUCGGGUUACCCGUAGGGAGGAGUAGAAAUGAUGGCUCAUGCUUUGAAAUGGAAAACACAGCAUCUGAACUUUCUCAGCCUUCAAAAAUUUUCGUCUACUGUAAACUGCAGGCAGUAAAAAUCUUAGAGAAGUUUCAGAUAGGAGCAAGCAGCAACUUGGAAAGAGUCAUGGACGAGAGAAUAAAACAAAAUGGUUUUGAAGACAAUUCUGGGGGGAAAGAAGCUGCAAAUGGGACAUGUUCACCAAUAUAUUCGAUGCAAACUGUUUCUAGCCUUCAUGCCAGCAAUAAUGCAGUGGAUGCUAUGAAAGAAACUUCUGAUGUUGCAAAAAGAAAAGAAACAAAUAUGCAUAGGAAUCCAUUCUUUGAUAAUGAGAGUCCCUCGGGAGAAGCAUUUUCAGGUGCAUAUCAGGGAUAUUUUGAAGUUCAAAGACAUGCCGAUCAGUUGCCUGGAACAAGCUUCCAAACUGAUGAGAACAAGUUCGUGGCCAACCUUCCAAAUACAAAGUCGCUAGAUACGGAAGAUGUUGAUCAGGAGCAGUUGGAUCCUCAAAAGAAUCUAGGUUCGGCAGAGAGUUAUGGCAGUGGACAUGGAAGCUCUUCGAGCAAAGGUGAAAAUGAUCUCCCUCUGGUUGGUAGUUCUGCAAUUCAAUGGGAGGAUCUACAGCUCAAAGAGGAAAUUGGGCAAGGUUCUUUUGCAGUUGUGUAUCGUGGAAUCUGGAAUGGAUCGGACGUUGCAGUCAAGGUUUACACUGGUAGUCAGUACGAUGAGACAUUACUUGACUACAAAAAAGAGAUUGAUAUUAUGAGAAGAUUGAGACAUCCAAAUGUAUUGCUAUUCAUGGGAGCAUCGUGCAAGGAGGAAAAAAUUGCCAUUGUCACCGAAUACAUGACCAGGGGGAGUCUCUUUAAAACAUUACAUAGGAGCAACCAAUCGCUGGACAUCAGGCGUCGUCUAAGGAUUGCUCUUGAUGUGGCUAGAGGGAUGAACUAUUUGCAUCACAGAAAUCCACCAAUAGUGCAUAGAGACCUGAAAUCUUCAAACCUUCUAGUUGACAAAAGCUGGAACGUCAAGGUUGGCGACUUCGGCUUAUCAAAGCUGAAACAUUCAACUUUCUUAACAGCAAGAUCUGGAAGAGGCACACCUCAGUGGAUGGCCCCUGAAGUCCUCCGGAAUGAACUUUCAACAGAAAAGUCGGAUGUCUAUAGCUUCGGUGUUGUCCUGUGGGAACUAAUGACCGAACGGAUUCCAUGGAGCGACCUGAAUGCAUUGCAGGUUGUUGGAGUUGUGGGUUUCAUGAAUAGCAGACUAGAUAUUCCAAGUAGUAUCGAUCCCCAAAUAGCGUCCAUCAUAUCGGAAUGUUGGACAAGCAAGUCGGAAGAUCGGCCGUCGUUCAAAGACAUGAUCCCAAAACUGGCAAACUUAUUAGUACAAGCAAGUGGUGGAGGUUUGAAUAGAGCAGGUUCCCAGACUUAAUUUUUUUGAUGUUGCCGUGUCACCGGCUGACCAGAGCAGCACUUGCUCUAACAUGAAAGGAAAAGGAUUUUGAAUGUGCUGUGUUUUAGGUUUUAGAUGCUGCUUUUCCUUCUCUUGUAGUUUGAUAACCACGUUUAAAUAUAAAUACCUCCAACUGUACAUUAUUGAAAUUAUGUUUAUGAGUUCUCAUGAAUGAGGCUAAUAAAGAUAUACUGGGCUUUUUAUCUCCA
Molecule: messenger RNA, 2603 nt
Organism: Salvia hispanica
Lineage: Eukaryota; Viridiplantae; Streptophyta; Magnoliopsida; Lamiales; Lamiaceae
Biological process (GO): protein phosphorylation
Molecular function (GO): protein serine/threonine kinase activity; ATP binding
Source: RefSeq, a predicted model, not a curated record